AUGGGCCCUAGAACCUGGCCCAAAGCCCAGCCCACAAGUGGGUUGGGUUGGGUUGGGCUUGGGCUUUCGUGGGCUCUGAUGAAGUCUAGUCACGGGCUUGACAUUGGCCGGCGGGAGACCGCGCGGGCUACUGGACAUAACGCGUCCUCUACCGAAUUCUGCUUUGCUAGGCCAUCUACAAUCUCCAAUCUCUCUAUCGCUCAUGUUACUGGCAUAGGGGCGCCGUCGGUAACCUAUAAACUGGAAGAGUUGCUCCCGCCGUUGAGCCCCGGUCCAGCUCCUCUCGAGUUUGAAGAUAGCUAUAUACCGAUUGACGAGCCUCUAGAGCUUAACAGUUUUGAGCCUGUCACUAGUCCCGAGCCCGAGUCCGAGCCCUCAGUCCGACCAUCCCUACCGACGCGCAGUGAGCGACCCUAUGAUAAUCAGUCGAAUUUAGAGAUCCCAGCUCCUAUCCUACCGAUUUCCGAGCCUCGCGAGGAUAUUUGCACGCUGGCACGCGCACUUGCCGAUCAGCUAUAUCAGCAUCACGGCUGUUGUCAUAAGUGCCAUGAGCAGGCACACACGGCGCACCAAGAGACGCAUUCGGUUCAUACUGGGCUUGGGGACUACGUAGACCAGAUUAAUAUCGACGGAGACUUUCCGGAUGUACUAAGCUCGACGACAAUCGCGGUCCGCGAGUCCAAUCUUGUCCAGCAAAUUCCUAAGGUACGGAAACAACAGAUCUACUGCAGAACGGAUUCUCGAGACUCCGAUCGAUUCUCAAUACAUCUCUAUGUGGCCGCCGACUAUCGCCCAAACCCUUCAUUGGGUAUUACCGUUGAUAUCGAUAGUGUGGGAGGAUUUACAAGUAAUUUGGCUGUAGCCCGUCGGGGGAUCCGAUAG
This is a messenger RNA of Aspergillus affinis, 882 nucleotides long. RefSeq lists its product as uncharacterized. The transcript is spliced from 2 exons. NCBI's taxonomy places the organism in Eukaryota, Fungi, Ascomycota, Eurotiomycetes, Eurotiales, Aspergillaceae. The coding region runs from base 1 to 882 and encodes 293 amino acids. The record is from RefSeq and is a predicted model, not a curated record.